Molecule: messenger RNA, 2922 nt
Organism: Fulmarus glacialis (Northern fulmar)
Lineage: Eukaryota; Metazoa; Chordata; Aves; Procellariiformes; Procellariidae
Product: UPF0378 protein KIAA0100-like
Exons: 21
Source: RefSeq, a predicted model, not a curated record
CCAGCCUGGACCCUGAUCGGCCAGUGCGUGGAUCUCCUCACCAAGCCCUCAGAGGACCCCAGUGCCCCAUUGCCCUGGUGGGACAAGAGCCGCCUUCUCUUCCACGGGGACUGGCACAUGGACAUCGAACAGGCCAACCUGCAUCAGCUGGCCACUGAGGACCCCUACAACACCACGGAGAACAUGCACUGGGAGUGGAGCCACCUCUCCUUCCACUGGAAGCCUGGGCAGUUCGUCUUCAAGGGCAACCUGGACAUCAACGUCCGGACAGCCUCCAAAUAUGACGACUGCUGCUUCCUGCAUCUGCCCGACCUGUGCAUGACGCUGGACCUGCAGUGGCUGUGCCACGGGAACCCCCACGACCACCACGGCGUGGUGCUGCGUUCCCCUGAGUUCCUGCCCGAGGUGCCGGUGGGGCAGCAGUACGACUCCUACCGUGCCUUCCGCUCCGAGAACCUCAACCUCUCCAUCCGGAUGGACCUGACGCGGCCCAGUGAGGAGCACUCCCAGCCCCGGAUCCUGCUCUACAGCAGCACCCUCCGCUGGAUGCAGAACUUCUGGGCCACAUGGACCAGUGUGACGCGCCCCAUCUGCCGUGGGAAGCUCUUCAACAACAUGAAACCCAGUAAAAAGAAGCUGGGGCAGCAUUACAAGCAGCUGUCUUAUACUGCGCUCUUCCCCCGGCUGCAGGUGCAUUACUGGGCCUCCUUUGCCCAGCAGCGGGGCAUCCAGGUGGAGUGCUGCCAGGGGCACAUCUUCACUCGCGGCAAAACCCACCUGCUGAGCCUGUCCUCCCUCACCUACCAGAGACACAGCAACCGCACGGCUGAGGAGGUACCGCUGCAAACACACGGGGCACGGCACGUCAACCUGUCCACCGAGGCCCUGAAGGGGCUGAAGAUCGACACGCAGCUGCAAGCCAAAAAGCUGAAGCGGGGCCCGCUCUCUGCUCACUCCGUCCCUGCCAGAGUGACCGCUCCCAUCAUCAGCGGCCGUCCCGAGAGAGCCUCCUCAGGCGGGGCCUACAUGCUGCAGAAACUCAUUGAGGAGACGGACAAGUUCGUGGUCUGUACGGAGGAGGAGUCGGGGGCUAGCGAGCAGCUGUGCGGCAUCGCCGCCUGCCAAACCGACGACAUCUACAACCGCAACUGCCUCAUCGAGCUAGUCAACUGCCAGAUGGUGCUGCGCGGUGCGGAAACAGAGGGCUGCGUGAUUGUGUCCGCCGCAAAGGCCCAGCUGCUGCAGUGCCAGCACCACCCCGCCUGGUACGGGGACACGCUGAAGCAGAAGACGUCCUGGACCUGCUUGCUGGACGGCAUGCAGUACUUUGCCACGACGGAGAGCGGCCCGACCGAGAGGGAGCAUGGGCAGCUCUGGCUGGAGGUGAAAAAUAUUGAGGAGCAUCGGCAACGGAGCCUGGACUCGGUGCAGGAGCUGAUGGAGAGCGGGCAGGCGGUGGGGGGCAUGGUCAGCACCACCACAGACUGGAACCAGCCCUCAGAAGCUCAGCAGACCCAGCAGGUGCAGAGGAUCAUCUCUCGCUGCAGCUGCCGCAUGUACUAUAUCAGCUACAGCCAUGACAUUGACCCUGAGCUGGCUACGCAGAUAAAGCCCCCCGAGACUCCUGCCAACCAGGAGAAGGAGGAUCUGCUGAAGAAGCAGGAGGGAGCUGUGGACACGUUCACACUGAUCCACCACGACCUGGAGAUCUCCACCAACCCCGCUCAGUAUGCCAUGAUCCUUGACAUAGUCAACAACCUGCUGCUGCACGUGGAGCCCAAACGCAAGGAGCACAGUGAGAAGAAACAACGGGUGCGCUUCCAGCUGGAAAUCUCCAGCAACCCCGAGGAGCAGCGCAGCAGUAUCCUACACCUGCAAGAGGCCGUGAGGCAGCACGUCGCCCAGAUCCGGCAGCUGGAGAAGCAGAUGUACUCCAACGUGAAGUCCCUGCAGGAUGACAGCAAAAAUGAGAGCCUGCUUGACCUCAACCACAGGCUGCAGCAGCAGCUGAGCCAGGAGAAAGCUGACCUGCAGCUGGAGAGUGAGGAGCUGAACAUACUGAUCAGGUGCUUCAAGGACUUCCAGCUGCAGCGAGCCAACAAGAUGGAACUGCGAAAGCAGCCGGAAGACGUGAGCGUGGCGCGGCGGACCGAAUUCUACUUCGCCCAGGCACGCUGGCGCCUGACUGAGGAGGAUGGGCAGCUGGGCAUAGCCGAGCUGGAGCUCCAACGCUUCCCCUACAGCAAGGUCAACAAGUCUGACGACACGGCCGAGCAUCUGCUAGAACUGGGCUGGGUCACGAUGAACAACCUCCUGCCCAACGCUGUGUACAAGGCAAGCAGCAGCCUGGGGACCCAUGGUGCCCUUUUUUUUUGCAAGGUCCGGCCGCCCGUGGGAGGCAUCUCCAUCAAGGAGCACUUCGAGGUGAACGUGGUACCCCUCACCAUCCAGCUCACCCACCAGUUCUUCCACAGGAUGAUGGGUUUCUUCUUCCCUGGCCGCAACGUGGAAGAGGAAGAGGUGGGGGAUGAGGAAGACAAGUCCAAGCUGGUGACAACAGGGAUCCCUGUGGUGAAACCGCGGCAGCUGAUCGUGGCCGAUGACUCGCUGGGCCCAGGGAAGGGAGUCGCUCAGGGACUGAAUCGGACGUCAGGGGUCAGAAGAUCAUUCCGAAAAGCACCUGAGCAUCCCGUGGAUGACAUCGACAAGAUGAAGGAGCGCGCAGCCAUGAACAACUCCUUCAUCUACAUCAAGAUCCCGCAGGUGCCGCUCUGCGUCAGCUACAAGGGCGAGAAGAACAGCGUGGAUUGGGGCGACCUGAACCUGGUGCUGCCGUGCCUGGAGUACCACAACAACACGUGGACGUGGCUGGACUUCGCCAUGGCAGUAAAGAGGGACAGCCGCAAAGCCUUGGUGGCACAG